GGCGCCGUGAUGCUGGAGCAGGACGGCGGGCUCUCCCUCACCAUAGCGCGGAUAGUGCAGCGACUGAAGGGCUCCAGCCUCCACUCCCAGCUGGAGCGACAGGCCCGGAUCAGCCUACACAACCCAGAAAUUAAACUGGAAUCACUAAAAGAAGAUAUUAAGGAUUUUCUGAAGACAUCAGGUUGGGAAAAGAAGCUUCAGAAUGCUGUUUAUAGUGAACUCAAUGUGUUUCCUUCACCCUGUCAUCCUGCAGCACCUCCUGAGCAUAUGAAAGAACCUUUGGCUUAUAUGAGGAAAGCACAGGGAAGCUGGGAGAAGCGAAUUCUAAAAAGUCUAAAUAGUAUGUGCACAGAACUCAGUAUCCCACUAGCACAGAAGAGGCCUGCAAGUGAGCAGAAAGAGCUGCUUAAUAAAUGGAAUGAAAUGGGAACUGAUGAACCAGAUUUAAGUCUCUUCAGACCUGUUUAUGCACCUAAAGAUUUUCUUGAGGUUCUGAUGAAUCUUCGAAACCCAAAUUAUGAAAAUGGAGAACAGCCUAGUUUCAGAAAUCAUCUGGGGCUAAUUCAAGUUCCUCUAAAAGUUAAAGAUAUUCCAGAAUUGAAAGAAGACUUCAGUGAACUAGACUUAAACAUAGGACAACUGGGUAUUGAUGAUUCAGCACAAGUGCCUCCUGAGUUCUUUGAAAAUGAGCAUGUACGUAUUGGACAAAAAGUUUUAGCAGAACAAGAUAGUGCUGCAGCUCAACAAUAUGUUCGUCAGGGAUGUCCAACAGCACUCCGAGCUGAUCUAUGGGCCCUCAUUCUGAAUAUUUCUAAUCAGCCAGAGGAUAUCUUGUAUUAUGAGCAGCUUAAGUCAAAUGUGAUUCAGCAUGACCUCUUAGUGGACAGCCUGAUUUACAAAGAUGUAAAGCUAACGGCAAGCAAUGAUGACUACUAUUUUGUAUUUGAGGAUUAUUUAUAUCAGGUAUUACUCUGUUUUUCACGAGAUACUUCAGUAUUGGAGCACUUUGCUUACAGCAGUGCUACUCCACCUAAAUCGUACAUACAAGGAAAACUUGGAAUAGAAGAGUAUGCUGUUUUCUAUCCACCAAACGGUGUCAUCCCAUUUCAUGGCUUUUCUAUGUAUGUUGCUCCACUUUGUUUUCUGUACCACGAACCUUCCAAAUUGUAUCAGAUAUUCCGUGAGAUGUAUGUGCGUUUUUUCUUCAGACUCCAUUCUAUCUCUUCUCAUCCCUCUGGCAUUGUGUCAUUGUGUUUGCUGUUUGAGACUCUUCUACAAACUCAUCUGCCUCAACUCUUUUAUCACCUUCGAGAAAUUGGGGCUCAGCCACUACGAAUUUCAUUUAAAUGGAUGGUACGAGCAUUUUCUGGUUAUUUAGCUACAGAUCAGCUCUUGCUCCUGUGGGACAGAAUCCUAGGGUACAACUCCCUAGAAAUUCUUGCUGUCCUGGCAGCUGCUGUAUUUGCUUUCCGAGCAGUCAACCUGAUGGAGGUGACAUCAUUGGCUGCAGCUGAAGCUGUUCUUGCUGACCUUUCAACCCUGAAGGUUAUGCCACUUCUUCAAAUCUUCUUGUUUGCUACUGUUACCUGAUCUGCUUCAACAAUACUGAUACCGCGUUUCCAGCCUCUCAUGAGAAGCUAAUGAUCAACUAUGCAAUGUCUGCAUAAAACCAAAAUUAAACUGUAUGUACAAUAUUCAUUUAGAAAUCUUAAUAGAAUUUUCUAACUGAAAACAGUAACGUCACACAGAAGUGUGUGUAGUGCAUGCUGCUGACUUUCACUGCAACAAUGGUUAUUACUUGUACAUUAAGAAUGACAACUUGUGCAAAGAAAUGAUUAUGAAUCAGUGUCUAAAAUGCAUGUAAUAUAUAAUAAAUAAUGUAAUUCUUCACUUGA
Meleagris gallopavo (turkey) is the source of this 1895-nucleotide messenger RNA. It is a transcript of the gene TBC1D19, whose product is annotated as TBC1 domain family member 19. Lineage: Eukaryota; Metazoa; Chordata; Aves; Galliformes; Phasianidae. The record is from RefSeq and is a predicted model, not a curated record.